Molecule: messenger RNA, 2705 nt
Organism: Cydia pomonella (codling moth)
Lineage: Eukaryota; Metazoa; Arthropoda; Insecta; Lepidoptera; Tortricidae
Product: valacyclovir hydrolase-like
Exons: 5
Coding region: 1536-2399 (287 amino acids)
Source: RefSeq, a predicted model, not a curated record
UAAUUUACUGCACUACAAAAAUAACUUUGUAAUCGCAUACAUUACAGGAUUUGUAUAGGAUUACAAACUUUAUUUUGCAGGCGACACUUAGUCGCUAGGGUAUCUUUUUAAAAAAUUCAAUUAGUCUCAAUUUUUUUUCCUAAAAAUAAUUUUGCACGCGUCUGGCAAGGUUAAAGAUCCGACGAAAUGUUCCGGCAUACAGGCAUAAUAAUAUUCUUUUUUUUACUCUUUAGAUAAUAUAUAUAAUAUUUAAACUUAUAACCCCAAAUUAUUUAUAUAACACAAUUUAAAAAAAUACAAUUUUAACUACCUAUAAAUAAAACUAAUCUAUAAAAACAAGCCGAUCAAUCCACCCCGCAUCACUCCCGACGCAAAAGUCCCCAUCACGUUCGCUGCGUUUCCGCGUUGAACCGCGAACGUGAUGGGUUAUUCCCACUAGUUACCACCAAGUUGUUACCAGUGGUAACUACUGGGAAUUUGUUUCCCACCUUUUACCACUGGUAACUACUGGAAAAAAAAUCCCACUAGUUACCACCAAGCUGAGCUCCCCCUCAGCCACGCAUCUCUCGGCACGAUUGGUCCACCUUAGUUUGGGGGUUUUUAAAGAGGUUGUCUCCUCUUGGAGUGGAAUAGGAGGAAUGGUGUAAAGGGAGACCUAGGGUUUGCAUUCUGGAUCCCAAUGUACGAAAGAUAGUUCGGCACAUUUCUGAUCCAAACUGCAAACCCAAGGAGAAAGGAAGGUGAGACGGGAAUAUAAGACGGGAGGUGACGUUUUGGAUCAUGGGAUUAGAGUAUUGGAAUUCGAGGGUAAGGAAAGGGAACACCUGGCGGGUGGGAAUGCCACAUCCCUAGGCGUGGCCCACACCAGGCGAGGCCCUCAUACUUGGCUACUAGUGGUCCGGGGUAAGUUGGUAAAUAUAGCGACGCCCGUUCCGACCACUAGCAUUGCCCGGGGGGGGGGACCCACCCACCAAUGGAGCCCUGGGUGGGUUCGACCCUGGUCCGCUGCGGCAGAUACAGGAACGACGGGGACGUGUAUGAUGGACUUGAGGUGUUGGCCAAUAGCUCAGCGUCGCAAGGUAUGCGUACCUACAUCCUCCCCCCCCAAUUUUCAGCUUAAAAUUUAAUUUUCAGCUUGCCUCACUCAAGUACCUACUCUAAAAUGUCUACCAGCUCUCGGACAAAUAUUAUCAUACAUUUUCAUUGAUACGAGUAUAGCUACGUUCAACCGAUAUCAGCGCUGAUCGUCGGUCGAGCACUGUUUCCAGCCGAAACCUGAUCUGAUAAGUUUGUCAACACUUGAAGUUCAAUGAUCUAUCGAAGUUGUACAGACAAGGCAAUGGCCGAUAGGAGCCACUAAUAUAUAUUUGGUGGGACCCGCAUCGUUUUUUUAUAAUCCUUCAUUUAGUUGAUGUUCUUUACCUUUAACUGACGCUGGCAAAGGCCCUAUAGGCUGCUAUUACUCUAAUAUAUUAACGCAAAGGCAAUAAAGAUAAAAGCGUAAAAAUUAAAAUAAAACCAAAUCAUAAUUCGAAAUGUUAAUGAAAUUAAACAGUUUAUUAUGUCCUUUUAUCCGAUUGAACGGUCAAAAAAUGGCUAGCAGUGUUAAACUAUCAACAGCAGCGGUUCCUAAAGAAGACAUUGUCAAAGUCGGAAAUUGGGAUAUAAAUUAUUUAAUAGUGGGCAAUGGCCCACACACCGUUCUUCUGGCUCCCGGCGCGCUGGGCACAAUAUGGACGGAUUUUAAACCUCAAGUCGAAGGCUUCAACCGCGAAAAGUUCACGCUCGUAGCCUGGGACCCGCCCGGCUACGGGAAGAGUAGGGACCCGAUCAGAGAUUUCCCAGUUGAUUUCCAUGAAAAAGAUGCUGAUUAUAUAUAUGAAUUUAUGAAAGUAUUGAAAAUACCCAAGUAUUCUUUGUUGGGCUGGAGUGACGGAGGCAGGGUAAGCAUGAUCCAUGCGGCAAAAUACCCAGAUGCAGUGGAGAAGCUGGUGGUGUGGGCUACCAACUCACACAUCCUGCCCCAUGAGCUUGAACUGUACAGGAAAACCAGAGACAUCAAAACAUGGUCAGAGAAAAUGAGGAAGCCAAUGAUUGAAGCAUAUGGUGAGGAGCUGUUUGCCAAGUACUGGGCGGAAUGGGUUGAUGCCAUGUCAGCCGUCUUCAAAGCGAACAAUGGGGAGAUCUUCUCACAGCUUCUCAAGGAUAUUGUGGCCCCAACCUUCAUACUUUAUGGCGAAAAGGAUCCUAUGGUUGAUAAUAUGCAUGUGUCUCAUUUACAUAGUCAUAUAAAAGGAUCAAGAAUACACUUGUACCCGGACGGCAAGCACAACAUCCAUCUUCGCUACGCAGAAGAUUUCAACCGCCGAGUUCAAGAGUUCUUACUACUACCCGCGUAACGCAUCACUAUCAUUGUGACAGUUGUGACAACGCGUCAGUAAGCGCUACAUUCGGAAUGUAUAGAUCGUGUCAAUUACGAAGACGUGUGUCUUGACUCGUAAUGUCAUGUUAUUAAAGGUUAGAUUUGACAAAUUUGCGCGUCAUUGUGGACGACACGAACUAUAAUAAUACAUUCAGUUAUCCUAUACUUAACGAAAAAUAAAAGCCGUAAAUUGUUAGAAAUACAUGAAAGUUCAUUCGUAAUACUAACUAACCUUAGAAUACAUAUGUGGUCGUAUGUAUCAAAAUACACGCUGUAAAUAUUG